AUUCCCAAAUAUUGUAUCGAUGGUAUAAAUAACACUCCUCAUUCUGAAGCACAAAUGGGAAUAGCAACGAUCCGCAGCAGGCCCACUAAUAUUCAUUGCUUCCCAACUUUAAUUUUCACUUCUACUUUUGUGAUUCCGCACAAAAUUCCAAAACUCCUCAAGAAUCCCUACUCUAUUUCAUGCAAUUCCGAUAAUUUUCUCAGAAAUAACAAUAAGAGUACUACAAUAAGGAGAAUCUUAGCAGAGUCUAAGAUGGGAGAGAGUGCAGGGACAUCUGCGACUGCGAGUCCCAUGGUAUUUGAACCGAUUCUGGAAGAAGGUGUUUUCAGGUUUGAUUCUUCUGCUGAUGCUAGAAACGAAGCAUUUCCCAGUCUUUCUUUUGUUAAUCAGAAAGACAGGGACACACCCAUUAUGAGUAAUCACAAAAUCCCAUCCUACAUCCCAACUUCUGAAUAUGUUUCAGGUCAACAAGUUGUCUCUUUUGAGCUUCCUGCAGGAACCUCAUUUUAUGGAACAGGUGAAGUUAGUGGACAGCUUGAAAGAACAGGAAAAAGGGUUUUUACUUGGAAUACUGAUGCAUGGGGGUAUGGGAGUGGAACUACAUCCUUAUAUCAAUCACAUCCAUGGGUUCUAGCCAUUCUUCCUAAUGGAGAAGCAUUAGGAUUUCUUGCUGAUACAACAAAACGCUGUGAGAUUGAUCUGCGUAAAGAAUCAACAGCAAAGCUUAUUGCCCCAUCGCCUUUUCCUGUGGUGACAUUUGGUCCAUUUGCUUCAGUAAACAAUGUUUUGACAUCAUUAUCACAUGCAAUUGGUAAUUUCCUGAAAACCAUAAUGAAGUUUUACAUCUCUUCCAAAUACUUUUAUUUUGAAGAUCCUCUAUUUCUAUUAAUAGGAACUGUUUUCAUGCCACCAAAGUGGUCAUUGGGAUAUCAACAAUGCCGAUGGAGCUAUGACUCUGAUUUGAGGGUUCGUGAGAUUGCCAAGACAUUUCGGGAUAAAGGUAUACCUUGUGAUGUCAUAUGGAUGGACAUUGACUACAUGGAUGGAUUUCGUUGUUUCACCUUUGACCAAGAGACUUUUCCUAAUCCAAAAUCUCUAGUGGAUGAGCUUCAUCAUAUGGGUUUCAAGGCUAUCUGGAUGCUUGACCCUGGGAUAAAGCAUGAAAAGGGUUACUCUGUAUAUGAAAGUGGAUCAGAAAAAGACAUAUGGGUUCAGACAAAAGAUGGAAACCCCUUUGUUGGAGAGGUAUGGCCUGGAGCUUGUGUUUUCCCUGAUUUUACUCAAGAAAAAGCUCGUUCUUGGUGGGCUAAUUUAGUCAAAGAUUUUAUAUCUAAUGGUGUGGAUGGCAUAUGGAAUGACAUGAAUGAACCAGCUGUUUUCAAGUCUAUUACAAAAACAAUGCCUGAAAGUAACAUUCAUAGGGGGGAUGAUGAACUUGGUGGUCAUCAAAAUCACUUGCACUAUCACAAUGUUUAUGGAAUGCUAAUGGCAAGAUCAACAUAUGAAGGCAUGAAAUUAGCCAAUCCAAAUAAACGCCCAUUUGUUCUUACACGAGCUGGCUUUAUAGGUAGUCAGAGGUAUGCUGCCACGUGGACAGGAGACAAUCUAUCUACAUGGGAACAUUUACAUAUGAGCAUCUCUAUGGUACUACAACUGGGGCUUAGUGGUCAACCGCUUUCAGGACCUGAUAUUGGUGGAUUUGCAGGGAAUGCAACACCCAAAUUAUUUGGAAGGUGGUUUGGUAUUGGUGCCAUGUUUCCAUUUUGUCGAGGACAUUCUGAGAAGGGAACUGUUGACCAUGAGCCUUGGUCAUUUGGGGAAGAGUGUGAGGAAGUUUGUAGGUUGGCAUUAAAGAGGAGGUAUCGCCUUAUACCACACAUAUAUACACUUUUCUACUUGGCACAUACAAGAGGUUCUCCAGUGGUAUCUCCUACUUUUUUUGCUGAUUUGAAGGAUUCCCAAUUAAGAAGAAAUGAAAAUUCGUUUCUUUUGGGCCCACUUCUUGUAUAUUGCAGCACUAUGAGUGAUCGUGGGGUGCAUCAAAUACAUCAUGCAUUGCCUAAUGGAACUUGGAUGAGUUUUGAUUUUCAAGAUUCACAUCCAGAUUUACCAGCACUAUAUCUACAAGGUGGAUCGAUCAUCCCAUAUGGUCCAGCUCAUCAACAUGUGAGUGAAGCUAAUGCAAAGGAUGAUCUGUCAUUGUUUAUUGCAUUAGAUGAAAAUGGUAAAGCUGAAGGUGUUCUCUUUGAAGAUGAUGGUGAUGGAUAUGAAUAUACAAACAAGGGUUAUCUUUUCACAACAUAUGUUGCUGAGCUCAAAUCUUCAGUUGUCACACUCAGUGUCUCCAAAACUGAAGGAUUGUGGAAAAGACCAAAUCGCCACUUACAUGUCCACCUAUUGCUCGGUGAAGGAGCUAUGGUUGAUGCAUGGGGUACUGAUGGAGAAGAUCUGAAAAUCACUCUGCCUACAGAAAAUGAAAUAUCAAAUUUAAUUUCUGCUAGCAAGAACAAUUACAAGACACUUAUGGAAAGUGCAAAACGUAUACCAGAUGUGGAGCAGGCAUCUGGACAUAAAGGGGUUGAGCUUUCAGGAACUCCUGUUGAAGUUAAAGGUGGUGAAUGGGCUCUCAAAGUUGUCCCUUGGAUUGGGGGUCGUAUCAUAUCUAUGGAACACCUUCCUACAGGAACUCAAUGGCUUCAUAGUCGGGUAGAAAUCAAUGGGUAUGAAGAAUAUAGUGGUACUGAAUAUCGUUCUGCUGGAUGCACCGAAGAGUAUACUGUCAUUAAUCGGGAUCUUGAGCAAGCAGGAGAGAUAGAAUCUUUAAAAAUGGAAGGUGAUGUUGGAGGUGGAUUAGCUAUUGAAAGAAAUAUAUCUCUCUCAGAAGAUAAUCCUAAACUUUUCAAGAUUGACUCGAGUCUUUUAGCACGCAAUGUAGGUGCUGGUUCUGGAGGGUAUUCAAGGCUUGUUUGUUUAAGAAUCCACCCAACAUUUAGUCUUUUUCACCCAACUGAGACAUAUGUCUCAUUCACCUCCAUUGAUGGAUCCAAACAUGAAGUAUGGCCGGAAUCCGGGGAGCAGCUCUAUGAGGGGCAUCUUCGUCCAAAUGGUGAAUGGAUGUUGGCUGACAAGUGCCUUGGGUUGGGUUUAGUCAACAGAUUCAAUGUUGACCAGGUAUACAAGUGUCUUCUCCAUUGGGAUUUUGGGACUGUGAAUCUUGAGCUUUGGUCAGAAGACAGGCCAGUUUCAAAGCAGUCGCCUCUUUGUAUUUCUCACAGUUAUGAAAUUAAGAGGAUUGUAUAGUGUAGUGCUACUACUGCUUUUAUUGUUACAUUUCAAUAAUAACUGAUAUUAAAUAAAUGACAUAUCAGGCUUUAACUUUUUUAUCAAUGUAAAUAGAAAUCAACACUGUUGAGGCAAUGUAUGCUGGUGAUUGAUCAA
Lactuca sativa (garden lettuce) is the source of this 3438-nucleotide messenger RNA. RefSeq names its product heteroglycan glucosidase 1 (gene HGL1). The record is from RefSeq and is a predicted model, not a curated record. Gene Ontology annotation, biological process: carbohydrate metabolic process. Gene Ontology annotation, molecular function: carbohydrate binding; hydrolase activity, hydrolyzing O-glycosyl compounds. Lineage: Eukaryota; Viridiplantae; Streptophyta; Magnoliopsida; Asterales; Asteraceae.